UUGUGGGAGUAGAUGUUCCAAUUAAUAAUAAAUGGAAUGGGCAGCAGCCCCUGAACUGUAAAUGUAGACUUGGAACUGGGGCAGUUUAUUCUUGUAACGCCUAAAGAAAGGUGGAUUUGACUGGAAAUAAUGGCCGACCACGAGGAAGCAGAGUUGUCAGAGUCCCUCCAGAAGGAGGAUGGAUUUUCCAGUGAGCAGGAGGACUCGGGUGCAAAUUUCAAAUCUAAAAGUUUGCCUAUUUUAAAUGAGGAAGCGCCUCAAGAGGAAACCUUACUAGCUAGUUCUGUCCGGAUGUCCAUCACGGCAGAAGAGAGCGCAGAAUUUAUCCAGCUCCCGGCCAAGGCUGAGUCGUUUCAGGCGGAGUCCCCGACGCGGGCAAACUACCUGCCCAAGCCGGGAAAGUCAGCACUGAACAGGCCGAGUUCGUACAUGGAGAACACGGAGAUCCGUAGGAGUAAAAACAUGGUGAGGAGGAAGCCCCCGGGGUUUUUCGCUUCCAGGCUAGCUCAGAUUCGUCUGCCCAGUAGGAAGUACCUGGGCGUGAUCUUACAGGACUCUCGCUGUUUCUUGUUCUGCAUGUGCUACCUGACGUUCAUCCAGUCGCUCAUGGUGUCAGGCUACCUCAGCAGUGUCAUCACCACCAUAGAGAAGAGGUACAGCCUGAGGAGCUCUGAAUCGGGCCUCCUCGUGAGCUGUUUCGACAUAGGGAGCCUCCUAGUGGUCGUCUUUAUUAGCUACUUUGGUGGGCGGGGCCAGAGGCCUCGCUGGCUGGCGGUGGGCGGGGUGUUCAUCGCCGUGGGUGCCGCCCUCUUCUCCUUACCUCACUUCAUCUCGCCGGCCUACCAGAUCCAGGAGGUCAACUCAUCCUCUGGCAACGAGGGCCUGUGCAUGAACAGCAACGCCAGCGGCAGGGACCGCGUCGACAUCACUUCCUGUCCCAGGGACCAGGAGGGCAACGAGCACAACCUGUAUGUGGCACUGUUUGUCAUCGCUCAGAUCCUGGUGGGCAUGGGAUCCACGCCCAUCUACACGCUGGGACCCACCUACCUGGACGACAACGUGAAGAAGGAGAACGCCUCGCUGUAUCUAGCCAUCAUGUAUGUGAUGGGAGCACUGGGUCCAGCCGCCGGUUACCUGCUGGGAGGAGUCCUCAUCGGCUUUUACGUGGACCCCAAAACCGUUGUCAACAUCGAUCAAAGCGACCCCCGCUUCAUCGGCAACUGGUGGAGCGGGUUCCUGCUGUGUGCCGUAGCCAUGCUGCUGGUCAUCUUCCCCAUGUUCACCUUCCCCAAGAAGCUGCCGCCCCGACACAAGAAGAAGAAGAGGAGGAAAAAGCUGAGCCUGGACGACCUGUCGAGCGACGACGACGUCCUCAAGGAGAAGAGCAACAACAACAAGAGCCAGACGGUCACCUCGUCCAUGGGCUUUGGAAAAGACAUCAAAGACCUGCCCAAAGCAGCAGUGAGGAUCCUCAGCAACGUGACCUUCUUAUUCGUCAGCCUGUCCUACACGGCAGAGAGCGCCAUAGUCACUGCCUUCAUCACCUUCAUCCCCAAGUUCAUCGAGUCUCAGUUUGGCAUCCCCGCCUCCAGCGCCAGCAUCUACACCGGUGUGAUUAUCGUGCCCAGCGCCGGCGUGGGCAUCGUCCUGGGAGGCUACAUCAUCAAGAAGCUGAAGCUGGGAGCUCGCGAGUCGGCCAAGCUGGCGAUGAUCUGCAGCGGAGUCUCCCUGCUCUGCUUCUCCACGCUGUUCAUCGUGGGCUGCGAGAGCAUCAACCUGGGAGGGAUCAACAUCCCCUACACCACCGGACCAACUCUCACCAUGACCCAGAGGAACCUGACCGGAGGCUGUAAUGUGAACUGCGGCUGUAAAAUCCAUGAGUACGCUCCAGUCUGCGGCUCCGACGGCAUCACGUACUUUAACCCCUGCCUGGCCGGCUGCAGCAGCGUGGCCAACGACAGCACCGGGAUUCGUAACUACUCGGACUGCGCCUGCGUCCAGAGCCGGCAGGUCAUCACGCCGUCGUCCAGCGGUCAGGGCAGCAACCAGCUGCAGCUCGUCAUCGUCAAGACCUACCUGAACGAGAACGGCUACGCCGUGUCAGGAAAGUGCGACCGCACCUGCAGCACCCUCAUCCCCUUCCUCAUCUUCCUCUUCAUCGUCACGCUCAUCACCGCCUGCGCCCAGCCCUCCGCCAUCAUCGUCACCCUCAGGUCUGUAGCGGAGCAGGAGAGGCCGUUCGCUCUGGGAAUGCAGUUUGUUCUCCUCAGGACUCUCGCUUACAUCCCGACACCCAUUUACUUUGGCGCCGUCAUCGACACCACCUGCAUGUUGUGGCAGCAGGACUGCGGCGUCCACGGCUCCUGCUGGGAGUACGACGUCACCUCCCUGCGCUUCGUCUACUUCGGCCUCGCCGCCAGCCUCAAGUUCCUUGGCUUCCUCUUCAUCUUCCUCACCUGGUACUCCAUCAAGUACAAGGAGGAGCGGGUGGAGCGCUGGCUCAAGCGCCACCUGUCGCCAGUCGACACCGUGGGCAGCCUCGUCUGCCACCCGGGCGGCCACAAGGGCCACGCCCGCACCCGCUCCUGCCCUGUCAACAUCCCCCGAACCGACCCCAACGCUCUGCCCGCUAACGCGCCGCCACGCGCCGGCGCCCUCAACCGCGGUGUCAGCACCCAGAGUUGUCCCGGCAACGAGCUCAAAGCAAUAACUCCCCCUCCUCCGGCCACGCCGUCGCCUGCAGCGAAUCCCGCCCCUGCGCCGGCCCGCUCGCUGGAACACGUUUCAGUCCGAGUUUGAGUUUCAGAAGGGGGGUGGGCGACGAGGCAGGUCUCACCCACUGACGUUUCUUUUAUUCUGAAAUCCAGUCCGCUGGGUUUUAGCCGCUGUCAAAGGCACCAAUCAUCACGUGGCGGUCCUGCUCUCAUCUCAUAACUGUUGUUGGCUGGUAAAACUCUCACAGUGGCUUUUAAGUUAUGUCUGCACCACCGGCCUCUGUGGGGGCUAAAACCAUCACCUGGAGGUCCGGAUUCAAUCAGAACCUCAAGAUCAGCGAUGGAACGAUGAAAAGCCUGGAGACCCUCCUCGGACACGCUCGGUUGGUGAAAAGGCUGAAAGCGGCCUGGUGUUUUCUCUGGGAUCCACCAGAGUUCAUCACUCACCCCACCUGCCCCCCAUCCCCUCACCUCGGCAACAUGUGCCUUCUGCCACCACAGUCCUCACAUGUACAGAAAACGUACAAACACUGACACACUGGACGUCACCCUGUAGGAAACGAGUCACCUGAACAGAUACCUCAGCUUUGCCAAUCCUACGCCCCCCCCCUCACGUCCGUGCGCUUCGUCUUCAUCUGUGUUUUUAUUUCCUCGCCAUCGUGUGAGCGAUUUUUGUUUUCUGGACACUGCAUAUCAGCGCUCUCACGGGAAAAAAAAAAACCCUAUGGAAAUGUGAUACACUGCAAUCGAGUGUUAGAACUGGAAACCGAUGGCAUGGUGCUAUGUGAAAAACAAUGUUAAGUGUUCAUUUUUUUUUGUUCUUUUUGGUCGUUUUUGGGGGUUAGAAACAUUGAAAAGAACCCAACUGGACAACAGGUCACUGGGCUAAGCAGCUUGGCACGCACAGAAUGCAUUCCUGCCCGAUGCAAGGCCUUUUGUUGCUCCCCUGACACAAUGACACGUAGUAUUACCGCUGGAAGUCGGAUUGUUUGGCUUUUGCCAGCUCCAUACAAUGCAUCCAUGCAUCCGAGCUGUUUCCCUCCUGACUGGCACCCUGAUUAGUGGUUUAACCUGAAAAGAACGGGAUCGGCUUUUCCCUCCUGACCACAUUCCUGCCUGGGCGAGUUACCGGGGAUCCUCCACACGUCCGAAAGAAUACGGCGAGGGAAAACUGUGCUCGGAGAGGCUUUUGAGGCUGGACUGGGAAAGCUUGACAGUGUUUCUGACUCAUUACCAGGCUCAAGGAGAGACACAGCCCAUCAUGUACGAACGGCAGCGCCAACAUUUGUACCGAACAUGUAGGCGGAAGUAGUCGACCAUCGACCGCCGUAGAGGUCAUAGUGUAGUCGUCUGUUCUUCAUCAGCUCCGGAGAUGAAAGCUGCAGGUGAAUUUUUGGAUGGAUCCUGGGUAGAAAGUUGGUUUCUUGCCCUGCAUAGCGUUGGUUAGUUGUUAAACAGUAUUCCUGAUGAUUUAUGGGUAACAAGCUUCUCGUCUGAAAGAAUAGGAUUUGCAGGUUCCUUGUCAUGUCAGACCAGACAACAGUGUGCACACGUGCAAGUAAAAGCGUGGAAAGUAAGAAGACGGCACCAGUUCCCAGAAGAGUUGAGACAUUUAGCAAAAUCACUGGUAACGUGCAUAAAAGGCUGCUGUUCACUGUCAAGCUGCAGCUAAUGAUCGUUUCCUUCAUCUAUGAAUCUACUGAUUUCUCUUUCAAAUGAAUCAAUGAAUCGCUUGAUCUAAUCGGAGUCAGAAAUAGUCGAUAAACUGCCCAUCACAGUUUCCUCAGAGCUCAAGGUGACGUCGCUUUGUUCCAAAAACGGAGAAAAGCAGCAAAUGCUGACGUUUAGGAAGCUGGAGCUAUGAAAUGUUUAGUGUUCUUACUUGAUAAAUCCAUGAUCAGCUGACUAAUCGCCAAUCACUAGAUCAGUCCCCAGGUUAAGCCCAGUGGUUGACGGGGUUAAUGCGCAGAAUGACGCGUCUGUCACGCUGUGAUCUUAUCGGCUCGUUCUGGAUCGGUUACUGGACUCGAACGAUUCUUCCUUUCUUAGUGGAAAAAUCUGCCAGGGCGGAAAAGCUCUUCUCAUCUCAGGCUUUAUUUCGUAGCUGCUGGAGCUUUCAGUGACAUCACAUGAUCUUCAUCAGCAGACGGAGUUUGCCCAGCAGUCAUGGAGUUGUAGAUGAUCGCAUUUUAUUCUCUGUGAGCUCUUUGAGGACCUCUCGUCCACCUUUGCUUAGUUGUUGAGGUUCAUUCUUGACCUUCGAAACAGCAGCGGACAAAACAGUCUCACCUGAAGGUCCAUUUAGUAACUGUUCUGGAGCUUUCUGGAGAAACAAAUGUCAUGGAUGAUGUCCCCUUUCUUCUCAUAAAGAUCAUGUGAUGUGAUUGAAAUUUCCACAACACCUACAGAACUAACUGGAGGCGAGAUCGUUCAUCGAUGAACUUCGAAGCUCAAAGCUCAAAGACAGCAGAAUAAGUCACCAGAACGCUGCUUUACAGGGGUUAGUUUGUUGAAAUGAUCUCACCACAGCUGCAGAGGUUUUUCCACUCAUUUUAGUAUCUUCAGGACUCGAGAACAAACAAAAAGGACUUGAUUAGAUGACUCUUACUGCUUUGUAGCAGACGUCACACUAAAAUCCUGAAGAAGGGAGAAAUUAUGCUUUUAUUUUUCAGUCGUAACAGUUCAACCACAUUUGAGUCUUAUUAUAAAAAUAAUGGUAGUCUGAGAUGGAAGCAAGGAGAGGCUGUUAUAAUUUUAAUUUUAUAAGUAACUGAAUACCUAACUGUAAAGCUGAACCACUACUGAAUACUUGAAUGUUGAAACUGAAGUACCCGUGUGGUUUGAAUUCACAAACAUUAUGUGUUCAGUUCACGAAUGGCUCAUUUUCAGUUUGAUCAUCAGUUACUAAUAAGAAAAUGAUUAAUUAUGCCUGGGGUGGAUUAGUUUAAGACAUUUCUGAGCUGCGGGAACUUGAUUAACAGUUUGCAUUUUUUAAAUUUCAACGUAAAGCAGCAUUAUUUCCUAAUGAUCCACUGCCUCUGGGCUCACGGCAGCGUUACAGCGCUGUGAUGCUCACAUCGUAUUAGCUGGAUUUUUGUUACAAAUCCCCGAAUCUUGAGACCUUCAUGAGGACCCUGUGCUUGGGACUGUGGAGGUUCAGUGUUCCAUGUCCAUACACACAUACAGGUUGCAGUAGUCAGGAGCUGUGGCUCCACCGCUGUCCUCUGAGGACACCUGCUGGGUGGAUAUGGAACAGCAUGUAGAGACAUCAUGACCCAGACCAGCACAGGGAAAGGAGGACAGGUAUUUGUGUGAUCGUAUGUGACGGUAUGUCAACAGGAAAAAUGUUGGUCUGUUUGCUGGUUUACUUACAGCUUUUGUCUCAUGCAGUCAGUAUUUUUUACAUUUGAGACUUCUGAAUUGAUGAUUACAUGGACAUUGUUCCUACUAGUGUUGCACUAUAUAUAUCAUCGGUUCAUCCGCUGAUUAUUUUCUGGAUGACCGGAAUGUCAGAAAAUGGUUAAAAAAUCAGAGUUGAAGCCUUUAAAAAAGGUCUUCUGUUAAUUUCUGGCAUUUCAUUGAUCGUUUCAGCUGUAGUUAAAACAGGAGGUCAUUUAUUAACAUGCACUGCUUUUUGAAAACGUUUCUGAAAUCCUUAAAACACAAUUUUAUAUAUUGUAAAGAAAGUAGAGCUGAACCUGUUCAAACCAAAUAAAAUGGGCUGAUACUUCAACCAUCCUGGAUUAAGAAACACCUGAAAAUGUCCCCAUAGUUGCAGGUUAGAUGCUGCUUCUAAAUACUAAAUGAUAUUUAUGCCAGCAGACUUUUUCAAUACCUUAAUUUAAGUGUUUUUAAUUUCACAGACUCAAUGCUGCAGUUAUUAAUUAGUUUUAACACUAAGGUUGCAGAUGAUGAUUAUUGCAUAUAUUGUUUCUGUCAAAUGACCUGCGAGUUUUUCAGGCCUUUUAAGAUUUUAUUAUUAUUUUUUUUAAUGAAAACUGUUCACAAGUCUCAAACGUAAAAUCCAUUCUUAGAUACGCUGAUGUUGUGAUGGUUGUCAAGGCUCCGGUGAAACACUUAAUUCAGAUGUUGAAUGUUCUGCAGAUAAAGAUUAGAGCAAAGAGAUGUUUUCUGUGUUAUCUAGAUUAAUUUUAAAGGUGACAAACAGGGGAAAGAGGACAGUGAUGGUACAUGCCUGUCAGAUGAAGAGAAAAGUCUGAGGGACACAAAAGAGCCACGUUUCUAGAAAUGAAAAGGGGGACUGUAGUCGGUGAGCUGCCAAAAAAUAGUGAAGAAGAAAACUUGACGCAUGGUUUCAGUACUCAGUACACAGUAGAGACACAGUAGACUAGAGUAGAAACACACGGCAUUCCAUUUUCAUAAACACGAAAACGACAAAUACAAACCACAAGUAAGUCCAGUUUGGAUGUGCGUCGAGUUAGUGAAGCACUGAGACGCUCCUCCGCCCUCGUUCUGUUUCUCCGUGCCCUCAUUUCACUUUUCACCUGCUGUUUCAGUUUGUUCGCGCGGCGCUCCUCUUCAGCUGGUGUCACGGGUUCGCAACCCAAACGGCUCUGAUGGGAUGAAAUGUUGAGUCCGCCUUCCUGUUGGCUGCUCUGUAGAGCUUCAAAGUUUAGCUCUCGCUUCAAGUGUGGCUUAAAUAGCACGAAAUAGUGUAUCUAUUAGGGACUAUUUUCAGCGGCGGAUGAAUCCACAUUUGGUGCUCUUUGUGGCAGCAGGACUGUGUGUGUGUGUGUGUGUGUGUGUGUUCAUGGUAAUGAAGGAACACACUCACUGAUGUUUACGUUAAUCUGCUAGAUGUCAGUGAGUGAGGGGCUGCCAGGCUAGCUGCAUUCCCCUGCUUUAUGCUAAGCUAGGCUAACCAUGUCCUGACUCCAGCUCCAUAAUUAACAGAUACAUGAGCUCAAUAUGUCUUCUCGUCACUGUAACUGUAUUUCCCAAAGUGAGGAAUUAUUUCUUUUAAAAGCAACCUUUUUUUUUUUGUCUCGUCGUCCCGUGUCUCAAAAAUAAUCUUUUUGCAGAAUGAAGCUGAAAAACGCAGAAUUUAGCACACUUUGAGUUUUUAACGAAGCGUCCUGAAACCAAACGUACACGUAGUUUUUAAGUAUUUCAGAUCAGUCGUGCAGGUGGCCUCAGUAUUUCAUCCUCGUGUCGAUGAUUUUCUCUGAACCCACUGACACCAGCUGCGUCACGCCUUCCCAUGAUCCUCUGCUCCUUUCACCUCCGCUCUGGGACAAAGGAGUCGUGCACCUCCGUGUGUCGUGCAGUCGUUUCAUGUAGUAACGUGGCAUCAUUUCCAGACUGCAGACGAAGACUGAAUCUGGAUCUGUGUGAGCUCCUUCAGGCAGAUGUAGAUUAGAAUAUUCCGAGUUUACUUUCUUUUUUUUAAUCAGUAUUGUAUUUAUUUCAUGAGGACAGUUUUUGACUGACUGACAGGCGACACUGAUGAGAGGCAAAAUGUAGAUUUGUGGACGCACUGUUUACAGAUGCCUUGGUUACUUGACUUCUGUCAAUAAAAAUGUGAAAAAAUAAAACAGUAUUACAGAAACUGCUGGUUUGUGAGUUUAAUUCUGCACUCAGGAGUCAAAUUAUCACAAUAACUGAAAUAUUUAAAGCUAAACGAUUAUCGAACUGUGAAACUACUGAAAAGUGUUGUUUCUGAUAAACUCUUGCUGUGCUGCUGCUUCAUUUUUCAGACCAGUUUUAUUUUAUUCCAGCAGUUUUUAUUUCAAAUUGGUGUGAAAUAAUGAGAUCAAAUACAGCUGGAAGGAAAUCAAGACGAGACUCUUCUAUUGAGAAAAGCAGUGGGAUGAAAUAACAUUUCAUAUGAUUAUAUUAUUUCAUGUCUUUAAUAUUGAACGGUCAGACGUGAAGGAGAAU
Chelmon rostratus (copperband butterflyfish) is the source of this 8615-nucleotide messenger RNA. Its product is annotated as solute carrier organic anion transporter family member 5A1-like. The record is from RefSeq and is a predicted model, not a curated record. Gene Ontology annotation, molecular function: protein binding. The coding region runs from base 130 to 2799 and encodes 889 amino acids. Gene Ontology annotation, cellular component: membrane. The transcript has 9 exons. Gene Ontology annotation, biological process: sodium-independent organic anion transport; transmembrane transport. Lineage: Eukaryota; Metazoa; Chordata; Actinopteri; Chaetodontiformes; Chaetodontidae.